Molecule: messenger RNA, 6558 nt
Organism: Chionomys nivalis (European snow vole)
Lineage: Eukaryota; Metazoa; Chordata; Mammalia; Rodentia; Cricetidae
Gene: Mllt1
Product: MLLT1 super elongation complex subunit
Exons: 12
Coding region: 187-1836 (549 amino acids)
Biological process (GO): regulation of DNA-templated transcription
Cellular component (GO): super elongation complex
Source: RefSeq, a predicted model, not a curated record
GCCGCUGGGGGCCCGCGGUCGCUGAGCGGCCCGGGCUGGCGGCGGUUUCCGGUUCAGCGCGGCUGGCGGGCGGGCGGCCCGGAGCGGCGGCGGCGGUGGCGCCCGACAGACAAUGAGGGCGGUGGGGCGGCGCUGAGCGGCGGCGGCGGGAGCGACGCGGGCCCGGGGGCGGGGCGGGCGCCAGCCAUGGACAAUCAGUGCACUGUCCAGGUGAAGUUAGAGCUGGGGCACCGUGCCCAGCUGCGCAAGAAGCCCACCACUGAGGGCUUCACCCAUGACUGGAUGGUCUUCGUACGUGGCCCUGAGCAGUGUGACAUCCAGCACUUCGUGGAGAAGGUCAUCUUCCGACUGCAUGACAGCUUCCCCAAACCCAAGCGUGUGUGCAAGGAGCCCCCCUACAAAGUGGAGGAAUCGGGCUAUGCAGGCUUCAUCAUGCUCAUCGAAGUGUACUUCAAAAACAAGGAGGAACCGAGGAAGGUCUGUUUCACCUACGACCUGUUCCUCAACUUGGAGGGCAACCCUCCUGUCAACCACCUGCGCUGUGAGAAGCUCACCUUCAACAACCCUACCACAGAGUUUCGCUGCAAGCUGCUCAUGGCUGGCGGGGUGAUGGUAAUGCCCGAAGGAGUGGACACGGUGUCCAGGCCCAGCCCCGACUACCCCAUGUUACCCACAAUUCCACUCUCUGCCUUCUCUGACCCCAAGAAGAACAAACCGUCCCACGGCUCCAAGGACGCCAACAAAGAGAGUGGUAAGGCGUCCAAACCUCACAAGGUGGCCAGGGAGCACCGCGAGCGGCCGCGCAAGGACUCAGAGAGCAGGAGCUGCUCCAAGGAGCCAGAGCGCGAGCCCAAGAGUGCCAAGGAUGCUGUACGCAAGCUGCCCAAGGAGGAGAAGGCCCCAGCACCCAAGGCUGCCUUCAAGGAACCCAAAAUGGCCCUAAAGGAGACAAAGCUGGAAAGCCUGUCCCCCAAGGGGGCACCCCAGCCCCCUACCCUGCCCAAGGCCUCCAGCAAGCGGCCCGCUGCCACGGACUCACCGAAGCCCAGUGCCAAAAAACCUAAGAAGAGCGGAUCGAAGGGGACACGGCGUGCCCCUGGCACCUCACCCCGCACCUCCUCCUCCUUCCCUGACAAGAAGGUGCCCAGGGACAAGAGCAGCAGCAAAGGUGACAAGGGGAAGGCAGACAGUGAGGCUCGGGAGGCCAAGCGGACCCAGCAGGCUGAGGACUCAAACUCAGAGGAUGAGGCCUCCUUCCGGUCAGAGUCGGCCCAGUCAAGCCCAGCCAACGCCAGCUCCAGCUCUGACUCCAGCUCCGACUCAGACUUCGAACCAUCUCAGAACCACAGCCAAGGCCCCCUGCGCUCCAUGGUGGAGGAUCUGCAGUCUGAGGAGUCGGAUGAGGAUGACUCGUCGUCAGGAGAGGAGACCACUGUCAAGGCCAAUCCAGGCCGAGAGUCCAGGCUGAGCUUCAGCGACAGCGAAAGUGACAAUAGUGCUGACUCCUGCCUGCCUGGCCGCGAGCCCCCGCACCCGCAGAAGCCACCUCCUCCCAGCAGCAAGGUUUCUGGCCGGAGGAGCCCCGAGCCCUGCAGCAAACCUGAAAAGAUUCUGAAGAAGGCUACCUAUGAUAAGGCUUACACGGAUGAGCUGGUGGAGCUGCACCGGAGGCUGAUGGCUCUGCGUGAGCGCAAUGUGCUGCAGCAGAUCGUCAACCUGAUUGAGGAGACUGGUCACUUCAAUGUCACCAACACCACCUUCGACUUUGACCUUUUCUCCUUGGACGAGAGCACCGUUCGCAAGCUGCAGAGCUGCCUGGAGGCCGUGGCCACAUGACCCCGGCCACCACUGUGGAGCCACGGUGGGCAUGGGCACGGGAGGGGCUGGGCAUGAGGGCUGGCCCACCAUGGCUCCCGCUCCUGGUACCACCCCCAGCUCGCCAUGGUGCCCUGGUGCCCCUCAGUGGUUGGUGUUAAAGGGGCUGUGGGCCACACUUCCACAGGAGGGGGUGACACAGGACACAUGUGGCUUGCAGCCCCUUGUUUAUUCUGCCGGUUAUCCACUGUGGGUGGGGCUGAGUGGCCAGGAUGACCACAGUCUUCCAUGCAGUUCACAGACCUCCCUCUGUGGCCUGCCUCCUAGACUCGAGGGUCUGUCAGCAUGGCCAGGGCUGGCCAUGGACACAUGGCUCUUCCUGGCAGGCCCUGUGCCUGGUGUCCUGCCAUGCAGCCUUGUGUAUUGUGUGUGCUCCAAGUGUGUCCAGCAGCCGGGGAGGCUCAUGCCACCCCCUGCUGGAGGCAUGAAGGAUCUCCCCUCUAGAUCCCAGGAUGCCACUGCCUCUCAUGGCCCCAGGCCAGUGAACACUACGAUGGGCACCAGUCUUGGGCUCCCAAGGGCCACCUCUGUAGCCAUGUGCCAGCCAAGCACCCACAGUUCCAAGGCUGGCCGUGCUGGCACGCCUGGGCCACCAUUUCCCAUGGGCCACCUCCUCUGUUCUCUCGCUGAUCAAGUCUUUGAACUUUGAAAACGAGCUUUUGCCAAAUAUGAUAGGAUGGUGUAUGCGAGGCGGGCCCAGCCCCAGACUGCCUCUGUCUCCACAGUGGGCCUUGAGAGGCUUUGGGCUUAUGCCCUAUAAACUGCCGAGGGCCGGGCCAGCCCCUUUCCCAUGCCUGAGCCUGGACCACCCCAACCCCAAGUCCAAUUGUUGUCAGUGUUCGUGCCCCAAGGUGUUUGAAAGUGGCCAGAGCCCAAGCUGGCUCACAGUUGCCUCUCUGAUGUUGCUUCCUCCCCAAUGUGGGUUCACCCCUGGAGGCCUGGCCUCCCAGCUCCCUCUCCCUGUCAGGAACAUCCCAGCCUCUAAGGCUUCCCUUACCCCCAGGAAAAGGAGAGCCCCACCCCCCCCCCCACCCCAGCCCCUUUCUGACUCCCUCCAGCUGAGGAGGCAGGGCUUGGGUCCACAUCUCUUCCCAGACAGGCCGACAAUACUCUCCACCAGGCGUUCUGCAGCCUCCAAGCCUUUGGUCAGAAGGCCCUGGCAUCGUGGCAGCCAUCGGCAUCCACAGGGAAUGUGCCAGGGUCCCAAACAGCCUCAGCCCGGGGUACCGUUCUUCCUCUUGCGGUCACCAGUGGCCCAGCCCUCUUGAUACCCUGGGCCUCAGUGUCCUGCCCUUCCAGAUGCUUCCGGGGCCCUCCUGGAAGCACCCACCCAUCUCAGUUACCUCCUCUGGCCAGAAGGCCACACCACUGUCCUCCAGAGCCACUCUGGGGCCCAUACUGGCUGUCUGGAAGCCUAACGAAGCAGCUUGCACCCAGAGCCCUGAGGGCUCUAGGGACCGGUCCAUAGGAAGGGGUGGCACCAGGACCACCCCCAUCCCGAGUCCCUGUGCUGCAGCCUCCUGAACCAGCUCACCACACUGGGUGCAAAGGUAUUGGAUACCUGUCCCUCCCCAGGGCUUCAUCAGACGUGUCUCCAGGAAUAGACAUGUCACCGGCCCAGACAAGCCCUGGACAGAGGGACAAAGAGAGCCGUAUUUGUAAUGAGCUGCAGGGCUGUUUGUCCCGCAUUUUAAACUUUUUGUUAAAUUGUGAAAUUAUGGAGGAGUUUUAUAGAAAAUAAAGUGAGAUGGGAGUAGUGGGUGGCCCACCUUUGAUUCAGUCACACUGGAAAGAGCCACACCAGGAGCCUGGGGGGGCGAUGACAGUUGUGCAUACCUUGGGAACAGGUAUUGAGGGCUGGUUACAGACAUAGCUUGGGGUUGCAGAGGGGUGGAGAUGGGAAGGAGGGUGUGGAGUAGAAGGAGGGCACCUUUGCAGGGACACCCAAGUUCCUGCACCUUGUGGAGCCUGUGAACCUCUGGUGUCACCCUCACAGGACCUAUUUUCACAGACUUUGGAUAUGGGUGGCAUACAGAAACCCAAAUCUUGGCCACCAUGCCCAUGGGGCAGCCACCUCUUGAGUCCUGUUAGCAGGUAGUAGCUGGCGGUUCAUGCUCAGCAGUGAAAAUGGACUCUUCUCAGGCCCCUAGGGCUUGACACUACCUUCCCAAACCACUUUGCUUAUCAGGAUACAGCCUGUAGACAUGGUUCCAGAAAACUGUUGGUGUGGUAACUGUCAGACAUGUAUUCACUCAUGUUUGCUGUCUACCUCAGGUGGCAGGGGCCCUGCAGAGAGAUCCAUGGGCAAUUCAAAAAAUUUGAGAGCUGGGAGACAUUUAGAAAAAAAUCACUGUAUAAGCCUGGGAACCUGGGUUCCAUUUCAGAAUCCACAGUCCAUGUGUAACGAAGUGUGUGUGUCUGUGUCUGUCUGUCUUGGGAAGUGAUUGGGAAGUGCUGGUGUGGGCCAGAGGACAGCUAGAGCUGCAGGUCCUUGUGAGCUGUGUAGUGUGAUUGUGGGAGGGCAACAAGCACUCAUCAGCACUGAGCCCUCUCCACCCCCAUCCCCAAACAAGGCAGCAAAAGGGGGCUCUCUGGGGCUCACUGACAGCCAGUGAGUUCAGUGAGAGACCCUGUUGUAUUUAAAAAGAUGAGAGCAGUUCCCAAAUGAGAACAAAGGUUUGCUCUCUGGUCUCCACAAGCAUACAUGUGCACUGUUUUUAUUAAAGACAUGUAUGCACAUAAAGUUUGAAUUUACUAAAUUUGGACUUAGCAAAGUUUGUUGGGAAUCUGGAUCACUGAAUAAUACUGUCUGUGGCUAUAACAAAUGACCUGAGACUGGGUAAUUUGUAAAUAAGAAAAGAUUCGUGUGGCUUGCAGUUCCGAAAGUGAGUUCCAGUCCGGCUGCUACAUCAGCUUGGCUUCUGGCGAAGUCUUUAUGUGCGUUCCAUGAGUGCCUGAAGAGUUGGUGUGCACAUGAAGAGAGCUGUGCACCCAGAAUCCCCAAACCUCCCAACAGCCAUGGAGAGCCAAGCUCUGAGAGAGCGCUGCUGAGGACAGGCCGUGUUCAGACUGCAGCCCCGCCCUCUUCACACUCCAGCUCCUGCUUGACCCAUCAGUCAUUUUUUGUUACAGUAGUUUUGUUUUGAGACAGUUUUGUAUAGCCCAGGCUAGCCUUGAACUCCUGAUCCUCCUGCCUCUCCCUCCUGAAUGCUGGGCUGGCAGGUGUGCACCCCACACUGGUCUGUAUGGUACUGAGGAUGAGAGCCCAGGACCCUGCACUAGAUGAGCACUUUGCCCUGCACUCAGCAGCAGCCUGUGGUAGUGCUUACUCAGCUAAUGUCCCAGUGGUGGUGAUGUUAUCCCUUUAGGGAUCAUUGAUGUUCUCAUGUGAACAUGACUGCUAUCCUGGAGGCCAUCCCAUCCCCUGAGCUCACCAUAUUCUUUCUCAUGUGUGUUCUUGCCAGUGUCCCCUACCUUAUGACACAGCUACAGGACCAUACCAAAGCCUUGCCUUGAAACUUUACCAUGAACCACUAGUCUGUCUCACACAGAGGUGUCCCUUACUACUAAUGCUGGUCUGGACUGCCAGCAUUGUCUAAUCACCAUCUCCACCUCUAGACAGGUACAAGAACUACCCAUACUCAGGGUUUUUUUUGUUGUUGUUGUUUGUUUUGGUUUGGUUUUUUUUUUUUGUUUAUUUUUUUUCUUUCUCUUGAGGAUGAAGUGUCUUCCAAGUUACAAGUCAGGCUGGGAGCCAGAAACCCGAACCGUGCACUUUGUUACAACUUUCUGGGUAGUGCGGAUUCACUCCAGAUAGGGUCCCCGUGACGGACCAAAGACAUCAGCUAGCUUAGAGAGUCAGGGAGAUUGCUGAGGAUAGUUGGACUGUCACUGUGAGCCCACUCCAGCAUGGCUGCCCAUUCCAAGCUGUCUCUGCUGACUCCCCACCCUCCCAGCCAUCGUGACUGCAUACAUCGUGUGGAUGGGGUCUCAGGAAACUUGUCUCUUCCAGAACCUUCCUACAUUUUAAUGAGACUUACAGGACACCAGGAGAUGCAUUCCAUUUCCUCUGUUGUGAAUGUGUGUGUGUGUGUGUGUGCACGGUCUGCCCCAGCUCAUAGGACGUUCCCUGGAGUCCUUAGCUCCUAUCAGAACGUGUUCAGCCAUGUGUCCCAGAGCUACUUUAGCACAUGCUGUCUUGAACACAUCACAGCACUAGUGAGGCAGAGGCCAGUCUAGUCUACAUAGUGAAUUCCAGGACAUUCAAGACUACACAGAAACCCUGCCUGGGAAAAACAAAAACCAAAGAGUUUAAGCACAUUAAUGUAGUUUGAGGUGUUGAGAGCAUGGAUUGGGGGUGGGCAGUCCCAGCUGGUUCUGAUGAAGAUAGCCUGAGAUCUAAGUCUGCUCCCUAAACUUCAUGCCCAAGGGCUGCUGUCAGGUGCCUUUACCAGAGUCGCAGCAGCUGGAAGUGUUUGCACUAUAACUGUAGGUCUCAAAUUCCUCAACUUCUCAUUUAGUAUAGUGUAUAAGUGGAUUAGGAGAAGCAGCUACUGAGCUUAGGAGCAUUUGCUGCUCUUACAGAGGACCCACAUGGCAGCUCACAACACUAUAACUCAAGCUCCAGGCUAGAAUCCCCAGUGAGGGGCUGAGGGCGUGGUCAGGGUGGAGCCCCCAUACAAU